This is a messenger RNA of Macrosiphum euphorbiae (potato aphid), 222 nucleotides long. The record is from the annotation of a GenBank genome assembly. NCBI's taxonomy places the organism in Eukaryota, Metazoa, Arthropoda, Insecta, Hemiptera, Aphididae.
AUGCCACUUGAAUUUGUUUUAAGCCAGAAGGGCAACCAACAGUUGAUCAAUAAAGGUGUUGUGUAUACCACGGACAAAAUCAAAGAAGACAAACACAUACCCAUAACUGUGUUAUCGAGACCAGCAUUGCGAAUUAAAGAAAUCGUUGAAGACUUUGGGAAUCGCGACACCUCCGAUUAUUUGCAGGGAAAUGCUCAUAAUUUUCAAUCCCAAUCUUGCUAA